UUUGUAAUUUGGCCCUGAAGCCGAAACUCGCUUCGUUCUUUCUUGACUUGGUUCUUGAACGAAACCUGGACUGGUCGGAGUUUCAGUGAAGCUUUUUCAGACUUUACAUUUCUCGCUUCGGAUCAGUUUUUGGGAUUUUUUUCUAUCUUUCUGUAAUUAUUCACCAAAAGGGCUCGCAGCUUUUAACUCCAAAAGAAGUCGAGCUUUUUUUCGCUUUCGUGUGAAAGGAUGCAGAGUUUCCGCUUUGCUUGGGUUUCUUGCUUGUUAUUGCUCGGUCUUUGGACAAGUAAUGCACAAGAAUGCGGCCAGCCGCCUCUCCAGAGUAGAAUAGUGGGAGGAUAUGACGCUGGCAUAGGUCACUGGCCGUGGCAAGUUGAUAUACAGAGCUCUACAGGACAUGUAUGCGGAGGAUCACUCAUCGCUGAGAACUGGGUUCUGUCAGCAGCUCACUGUUUCCCAAAUCCUGCGGACACGGCCCAGUACAUGAUCUAUGCAGGCCGUCUGCAGCUGAAUGGCUGGAACCCACAUGAGACGUCGCAUCGGAUUAAUCGUAUAGUGGUGCCAUAUGGCUAUACGGACCCACAGCUGGGCCAGGAUAUAGCUUUAGUGGAGUUGGCUUCUCCGGUCAAGUGGUCCGAUCACGUCCAGCCCGUGUGCCUUCCGAAUUCGGAUGUUUCUUUUCCUGGAGGAACCAUGUGCACCAUCACAGGCUGGGGAGACAUUAGAGAUGGAGUCUCUUUGCAGGGGGUGGGAACUCUGCAGCAGGUGCAGGUGCCAAUCAUCGAUCAAGCCGCCUGCCAGGACAUGUUCCAGAUCCAAGCCACAGAGCAGGUUAAUAUUCGCUUUGACAUGCUCUGUGCCGGCUUUCAGCAGGGCGGAAAAGAUUCUUGCCAGGGGGAUUCUGGAGGACCGUUGGUAUGCCAAACAUCUGGUGGCAUCUGGUUGCAGGUUGGCAUUGUGAGCUUCGGCCUGGGCUGUGCCCAGCCAAACCGUCCGGGUGUCUAUGCUAGAGUAUCAGCCUUUUCCAACUUUAUUCAGAGCAAUGUCAAGGGACUACAACUGCGUGGUGCAGCGGAUCACAACUGGACCGGCUGGCUCAUCGUACUCACCAGGACUGUAAUCGUACUAACUAUGGCACAGCUUCUGAGAUAGUGACAACUUAUCUAAUGCCAAGGGAAGGAUUCAUUCACUACAUUCACAAACCUCAGGGGACAUUAAUAAAAGGCAGUGCAGACUGUGAUCACUUUUUUUUUAAACUGUAUGUUGAAUAAUUUUUUCUACUUGCCUUUGCCUUCUGUAGCUACUCUGUGGAAUGUGUAUAAUUAGUCUGAUUCUAGAAAAGUAAAAUAAAACGUUUAGUCAUAAGUGAUAUGCAGUUUGCACAAUUAAACUCGUAAGCAUACUAUUUCAUGAAUUCUAAGUAAAAUUGCAAGAUAUGACAAGAAUUGAGGAAAAUAGUUAGGUUUUAAUUGUGGGAUUGUGUGGUCAGGUAUUUAUUAAUUUUUAUUUUUUUUUUUAAAUACAUCUUGCCUUUUUAACUUGGAACUUGUGAUCGUGUUCAAUAAAGAAUCAUGUACAGUG
Messenger RNA from Hemibagrus wyckioides, 1581 nucleotides. RefSeq lists its product as uncharacterized. NCBI's taxonomy places the organism in Eukaryota, Metazoa, Chordata, Actinopteri, Siluriformes, Bagridae. The coding region runs from base 229 to 1152 and encodes 307 amino acids. Gene Ontology annotation, biological process: proteolysis. The record is from RefSeq and is a predicted model, not a curated record. The transcript is spliced from 7 exons. Gene Ontology annotation, molecular function: serine-type endopeptidase activity.